Molecule: messenger RNA, 3971 nt
Organism: Rhodamnia argentea
Lineage: Eukaryota; Viridiplantae; Streptophyta; Magnoliopsida; Myrtales; Myrtaceae
Product: DNA-directed RNA polymerase 1B, mitochondrial
Exons: 19
Coding region: 212-3175 (987 amino acids)
Biological process (GO): mitochondrial transcription
Cellular component (GO): mitochondrial DNA-directed RNA polymerase complex
Molecular function (GO): DNA binding; DNA-directed RNA polymerase activity
Source: RefSeq, a predicted model, not a curated record
UAAAAAGGAGGAGCAUAGGUUUAUGCAGGGUUUUAGCCAGGCGGCGUCACAGCCUCCCUUCUUCUUCCUCCUCUCAUUUCUUCGACCAGUCUCGCUCUUGAUUUCGAUUCCAUCCCAUCUUCUCUCACUCCAUCUCCUCAAUCUUGUUCUUCUUCUUGUUCGACCUGCUUUCAAAUUCGAUUCGUUCGACCCGAACAAGAGUUAAAACAGGAUGUGGAGGAACUUGGGCAGACGAGCUCCUUCCAGGAAAUUCAACUCCACUCCUGUCUCCGCUUCAUCGUUAGCUCCUAAAAGCUCCAAUUCCCCCGAUAAAUUCGCAUUCGAGGCUCAGAAGGGUCUGAAUUCAUGGCUCUCGUCGUCGCCGCUUCUGCCGCGGAUGGCGUGGCCGAUGCCUUUGCGGAGGGACGAUUUCGUAGCGCCUGAGCCUUUUGGUUGCUGGAGGAACUAUGCCGGUGCUGCGGAGGCGAUCGUCUCGACCACGGAGGAGGAGCUGUCGGGAUCAGAGGAAGUCCAGGAGCUGAUGGAGGAGAUGAAGAAGCACAUUGAGGUUGCUCCCGAUCUUCAGAGGUGGAUGCUGCCUCAGCCGCCGCCGCCGCCACCGCAGAAGAGGAUUGGCGGGAUGGCAAUGUCCAAGUACUUCAUGCUCAAGAGGAGGCAGAUCAAGAUGGAGACUGAGGCGUGGCAGGAAGCGGCGAGGGAGUAUCAGGAGCUCCUGACGGACAUGUGCGAGCAGAAGCUGGCGCCCAACCUGCCGUACGUGAAGUCUCUGUUCCUCGGUUGGUUCGAGCCCUUGAGGGAUGCGAUAGUGGCGGAGCAGGAGCUUUGUAGAAAAAAGAAGGUGAAGCCGUCUCAUGCUUCAUUUGUUGAUCAGUUGCCGGCAGAUAUGAUGGCUGUGAUCACGAUGCACAAGCUUAUGGGACUCUUGCUGUCUACCAAUGGAGGGAAUGGCAGCUGCAGGGUUGUUCUAGCUGCUUGCCAGAUUGGUGAAGCCCUUGAAAAUGAGGCUAUGCUACAAAAGUUUUUGGAGAAGACAAAGAAAAAGUCCACAAAAAGUAAGGAUCUUGAAGGUGAAUCUGAUCUUCAGACAUCUCAAGGUCAGCCUACUGAAGAACAGGAAAAGCUAAGAAAAAGGGUGUCUACUCUGAUGAAAAAGCAGAAGGUGUUGCAAGUAAGAGGGUUAGUGAAGGCACAGGAUGAGUCGAAGCCUUGGGGUCAGGAAAACCAUGUCAAGAUUGGCUGUCGUCUAAUUCAGUUAUUAUUGGAAACUGCAUAUAUACAACCACCAGUAGAUCAAUUAGGAGACGGGCCACCUGAUAUUCGUCCUGCAUUCACCCACGUCCUUAAGACGCUAACAAAAGAUGCUCAGAAAGGUACCAGGAGAUACGGAGUUAUUGAAUGUGACCCGCUGGUUCGUAGGGGUCUUGAGAUAAGUGCGAGGCAUAUGGUGAUUCCUUAUAUGCCGAUGUUGGUGCCGCCAGUACAAUGGACAGGUUAUGAUAAAGGAGCAUAUUUCUUUUUACCAUCGUAUGUUAUGCGUACACAUGGGGCGAGACAACAACGUGAAACUAUCAAGAGGACGCCAACAGAUCAGUUACAACGUGUUUUUGAGGCCCUGGAUACCCUUGGAAACACCAAAUGGAGAGUAAACAAAAGAGCACUUGCUGUCGUUGACAGGAUUUGGGCUAGUGGAGGUCAUGUGGGAGGCCUAGUUGACCGUGAAGAUGUUCCCUUGCCAGAAAAACCUGACACAGAUGAUGAAACAGUAUUGCGAAAGUGGAAAUGGAAAAUAAAAACCGUGAAAAAGGAAAACACCGAGAGACAUUCACAGCGAUGUGAUAUUGAGCUGAAAUUGGCGGUGGCACGCAAAAUGAAGGAUGAAGAGGGAUUCUUUUACCCGCACAGCCUUGAUUUCCGUGGUCGUGCAUACCCACUGCAUCCAUAUUUAAACCAUCUUGGCUCUGAUCUGUGUCGAGGCAUUCUUGAGUUUGCUGAGGGACGCCCUCUAGGAAAGUCUGGCUUACGCUGGCUAAAGAUUCAAUUGGCAAAUCUGUAUGCUGCUGGUGUGGACAAGCAGUCAUAUGAGGAUCGAAUUGCGUUCACUGAAAAGCAUUUAGAUGAGAUAUUUGAUUCUGCGGAUAGGCCUCUUGAAGGAAGACGUUGGUGGUUGAAAGCAGAGGACCCUUUUCAAUGCUUGGCAGUGUGUAUUAAUCUUACAGAAGCAUUACGAAGCUCCUCUCCUGAGGCAUAUCUUUCACAUAUGCCCAUUCACCAGGAUGGUUCAUGCAAUGGCUUGCAACAUUAUGCUGCACUUGGGAGGGAUAAGUUGGGAGCUGCUGCAGUGAACCUGGUCACUGGAGACAAACCUGCUGAUGUGUACUCAGAAAUUGCUUCCAGGGUUGUUGAUGUCAUGAAGAGGGAUGCGGAGAAAGACCCUGCAACAAAUCUAAAUGCCCGUCAUGCUAGGCGAUUAAUCAAUCAGGUAGACAGAAAAUUGGUAAAGCAGACUGUGAUGACUUCAGUUUAUGGAGUCACCUAUGUUGGUGCUCGUGACCAAAUCAAGAGGAGGUUGAGGGAACGCAACGCUAUUGCAGAUGAUGAUGAGCUGUUUGCUGCAUCUUGCUAUGUUGCAAAAACCACGCUGACUGCCUUGGGAGAGAUGUUUGAAGCUGCAAGAGGCAUUAUGGGCUGGUUGGGGGAAUGUGCUAAGGUAAUAGCCUCAGAAAAUAAGCCAGUGAGGUGGACCACUCCUCUGGGACUGCCUGUUGUACAACCCUAUAGACAGCUGGGAAGGCACUUGAUUAGAACUUCCCUCCAGGUGUUGACGCUACAAAGAGAAACUGAUCAGGUCAUGGUAAAGCGGCAGAGGACGGCCUUUCCUCCGAACUUUGUCCACUCCCUUGAUGGUUCGCACAUGAUGAUGACUGCUGUUGCAUGCAAAGAUGCUGGCUUAAACUUUGCAGGGGUCCAUGAUUCUUACUGGACGCACGCAUGCGAUGUGGAUGAAAUGAACAAGAUUCUGAGGGAGAAGUUUGUUGAACUGUAUGAGGCCCCUAUACUUGAGAAUUUGUUGGAGAGUUUUCAGAAGUCUUUUCCUGAAUCAUGUUUCCCUCCAUUACCUGAGAGAGGAGACUUUGAUCUAAAAGAGGUCCUGAAGUCCCCGUAUUUCUUCAACUAAAGCAAAGCACAUGUACUGGUAUCACUUGUUCUCAGCAACUGUGUCAUUCAAGCGAAGGUCACAGCAGUUUGGCAUUUGGUUAAAGGCCUGUGCUGCAAUUUCUUUGCACAUAAUUGAGGUGGUAGAGAGGCAAGGAGGCCAAAAUGUUCCCUCGUGAAGAAUGUACAUGAUGACUUCCUUGUAUAUAUGUCCAGGAAGAUACAGAUAAUGCGUGCGAAGGAUCUUCAAGUUUCCAGCUUGAGUUUUGAAGUUCACAUGUAUCCCUGUUGGACCUAAGGUUCUCGGAGGUUUGAGGGAUGCACGAUGAUGCAUAUACCCCAGGGGUUAUUGUUGAAGAACUCCAGCCUCCAGGGCCACUUUGACAUGCUUGGUCUGCAAUAAGAAUUCGUCGAAAUCAGUCAUGAGCAACUUCAAAGAAAGCUCAUACUUCUCAAAGAUGAUUGUGGUGUUGCAAAUGACAAGAAUUGAAUCAGAUGAAGACUUUGAUUGAAGGAUCCUACUGGUAUGUAAAAAUUGAUUACUUAUGGACGGUCCUAUACUUAUUUCCUGCAGAUGACGACGGAAAACAACUGAUGGAUUUCUCACCAAGUCGUAGGUGAUGUUUCAGAAGUUUUCAAUAGUGUACCAUUCUUUUAAUUGGAAACUAGCGUACGGACUUCGAUAGGUACCUGUAAUCUAUAUUCUUUGCGAACGUUCUAUUGCCUCUAGAUUUUGAUACGAGGCAAUUGCUGCCAUGCACAGAAAAUACACCCAUUUUGAUUUAUUUCCACUGUGAUAUGAGAAUUGAUUAGUCUUC